This is a messenger RNA of Penaeus monodon (black tiger shrimp), 510 nucleotides long. RefSeq names its product zinc finger protein 765-like. Lineage: Eukaryota; Metazoa; Arthropoda; Malacostraca; Decapoda; Penaeidae. The transcript has 2 exons. The record is from RefSeq and is a predicted model, not a curated record. Gene Ontology annotation, molecular function: DNA-binding transcription factor activity; RNA polymerase II cis-regulatory region sequence-specific DNA binding. Gene Ontology annotation, biological process: regulation of transcription by RNA polymerase II. Bases 1 to 510 code for a protein of 169 amino acids.
AUGAGAGUCCCACACAAGGAGCAGCCAUACAACUUUGAUAUUUGCAUAAUACAAUUCCCUCCACAGCGAUCUAGAAAAGCACGUUGCUACAAUACAGAGGAGAAACCAUACAACUGUGAGAUUUGCAGCAAGACCUUCUCAUAUAAAUCUAGUUUUUUGAAGCAUAUGAUAAUGCAUACAGACGAGAAACCAUAUAACUAUGAGCUUUGCAAUAAGGUCUUCUCACAGAAACAUAAUUUGGUGAAAUGCAUGGGAGUUCAUACAAAGAAGAAGUCAUAUAACUGUGACACUUGCAAUAGUCUGGGAGGCAACAUGAGAACACAUACUAUGGAGAAGCAUACAGUUUGUGAAAUUUGUAACAAACACUUCUCAAGGAAAUCUAAUGUAGCAAUUCAUAUGAGAGUACAUACAAAGGAGAAGCCAUACAAAUGUGAGAUUUGUGACAAAGGUUUUUCAAAGAAAAAUAGUCUAGAAAGUCAUAGGAGAGUACAUGCAAAAGAGAAGCCAUAA